GUGCAGUGGUAGUGUAUUUGUAUUGUGAUAUGUUAUACACGCAUGCGCAUAGACAUACAAACGGUUUACCUUAAAUUUGUUGUGCCAAGUUCUUGACUAAGUUAACAUCUUUCGGUUGGUUCCUGGUGUUUAUUCAGAAUGGAACUUGACAGAGCAAUUGUAAACGUUCUAGCAGAUUAUCCCAUAAUUUGGGAUAGGUCCCGAAAAGAUUUUCGGGAUAACAGAAAAAAAGAAAAUGCGUUCCGGAACAUAGCGACCAUGUUGAAUCAACCAGUUGAAGUUAUAAUGAGCCGCUACAAGGCGAUACGGGAAAAGUACCGUAAAGAAAAAAUGCGAAUGGAUGAAUGCAUAAGAUCAGGGGUUCCUAUUAGAGACGUUGAUAUUUGGGAACUUUACUCAAGCUUAUCUUUUCUUGACAACGUCAUACUUCCAAGAAAACGUACUAACUAUGUGGUUGACUAUAUUCCAAAACCAAAAAAUCAAGAAUAUGAGAAUAAGCAAGCAUCCGCAAGUUCAAACAUAAUAGACUUUGUUGAGGAAAGUAAUGAGCUGCCAAACAUAAAGGUAGAGCCUGAUGAACAGACAGAAAACUAUGAAUAUGAACUAAUGCUCUCACCUACACCAAGUGAGACUUUAAGUUUAAAGGUGUCACCCCCUUCCUCUAGCGUCGGCAGCACAACUCCAAAGGUACGUAAAAAAAAGAAACAACAGGGGAGUGAUGAAAAAUUAAGUACACAACAACCACUUCCUGCUCGACUAGGAAAAUUUCACUGGUUAGGCAAGUUUAUAGCUGCCAGUUUAUCAGAAAUGGACAGUGAGACUGCCAACCAGAAGGUGGUGGAAAUUGUACAAAUUUUGAACAAAAGAAGUUAGUUUUUGGAUAAUUUUAUUAUAAUAAAUAAUAAUGAUUGUUAUUAUUAAUAACUAUUUUAUUUAUUAUAAUUUUAAUAACAUUAAAAUGUUUAUAUAAUUGAUGGCACUUUGUUGAGCAAUUUGAGCAUCCAAUCUUGAAAUUGAACAAAAAAUACAAAUUUUAUAGGGGUGUAUCAUUUUAAAAUGGACCACAGUGUAUGUUUAUUUGGAUUAUAAGUGUGUCAAAAUGUUUAAGUUUAUUAUUGUUUAGAGGGUCCCACGCAAAAGAUUAACAAUUAGUGGGUUUUGUUUAUUGUUAUAGAAGCUCAGAUGUAUAAAAAUAGGCAUUUUCACACAUAUGUGUUGUAUGUAUUAUGUUUUUACUUAUAUUAUUAUUAAACAACUUAAAUGGA
Molecule: messenger RNA, 1265 nt
Organism: Aethina tumida (small hive beetle)
Lineage: Eukaryota; Metazoa; Arthropoda; Insecta; Coleoptera; Nitidulidae
Exons: 3
Coding region: 139-873 (244 amino acids)
Biological process (GO): regulation of transcription by RNA polymerase II
Cellular component (GO): transcription regulator complex; nucleus
Source: RefSeq, a predicted model, not a curated record